This is a messenger RNA of Perkinsus marinus ATCC 50983, 1062 nucleotides long. RefSeq names its product cathepsin L, putative. The record is from RefSeq and is a predicted model, not a curated record. Gene Ontology annotation, cellular component: lysosome. The transcript has 10 exons. Lineage: Eukaryota; Perkinsozoa; Perkinsida; Perkinsidae. The coding region runs from base 1 to 1062 and encodes 353 amino acids. Gene Ontology annotation, molecular function: cysteine-type endopeptidase activity.
AUGCAUCUAGCCGUCUUACUCGCUACAGGUGCUUUGCUCUCGGUCGGUGCCGACCUCGAUGAAGCGUACAGGCAACACAAGCAGAAGUAUCGAUUAAAUUUCAACAUUACUGAAGAUGCUUACAGGAAAGAAAUUUUUGCUGCGAGCUAUGCUCGCAUGAUCGAUAGUCAGAGCGGGAGUAUCACGAACUCGCUGUAUCAACUAGGGCUGACUGAGUUCGCCACGAUGACAGACGAGGAGUUCAAAAAAUUGAUGGUAUGCAACGACCAUAUCUCACGCAAGGUCGCGAGGAUCAUCGAUCCUGACUCUGAAGAGGGUAUCCGUCUCAAGAAAAAGUUGAGAGUCCUGGCGCCACCAAAAAGUGUAGAUUGGCGAGCUGCUGGUGCGGUCACUCCUGUUCGUAAACAAACUGGCUGUGGCUGCUGUUAUGCUAUGGCUACAACGGAGGCUACUGAGGGUAUCUUCCAGAUAAAGCAGAACAAGCUCAUCCAGUUGUCUGUUCAACAAAUCGUCGACUGCAGCGCAUCUUUCGGCAAUGAGGGUUGCAAAGGUGGCUUCCAGGUUAACAGUUACCAUUACAUUGAAGAGAGAGGAGUCGUGUCAGAAUCCGCCUACCCUUAUGUCGCGGCAGCUGGUACAUGCAAGACCACUACAACCAGGGAUGUACACAAGCAAUGCUUGGCACCUGGGGAUUUGAUUGGUUGGUGGCCGAUCAAGGAAGGAGAUCUCGAGGAGCUGUUGGAGGGUGUAGCUCAGCAGCCAGUAUCCGCAAUUCUCAACGCUUUUCCCGCGGACUUCAAGCAAUAUAAAGGAGGGAUCUACAAAUCCGACGCCUGCGACAAAUCCAAGUCAUCGCACAGCGUGUUGAUCACUGGUUAUGGGGAGGAUAAAGACGGCACCAAAUAUUGGGAGUUCAAGAACUCCUGGGGCACGGAUUGGGGGAUGCAGGGCUAUGGUAGACUGCUCCGUGGAAAAGGUGGCAAAGGUGAAUGUGGCAUCCUGAAGCAAGCUUACUAUCCCCUUUUGAAGGACGACCUCGAUCCUGGCGAGCUGUGUGUGUAG